GACUCGCUGCAGUGAUGAAGAUGAUGAAGGUGCUACCGUGCCCUGCUGCUCUUCUUUUCCUAGUGACUGCAUUCACUGUGGAGCCAUCUCACUGUGCCAAGGUGCUGAUCAUGCCCACCAUAGUCUUUGACAGCCACUUGCGAGUCUUCAUGCGGGUGGCAGAGGCACUGACUGACCGGGGCCAUGACCCUGUGCUGCUACUCCAUGAAGGUCGGGAUGUGGAAACCUCCCUGCCCGGCUUCCGCGUGCAGAAGUACUGGGGUACCUUCAGCACAGAGAGCGCAGAUGCCUGGGUGCAGGAGAAGAUAAAGCGUGUCUUUCAAGGGAAGAUGACCUCCCUGGAGGUGUUUUCAUUUUUGGAGAAGUACCUAGAAAACUGUGACCUAGUACUGGGAAAUUCUACCCUUUUGCAGAAACUCCAGCAGGAGCACUUUGAUCUGCUUUUGGUGGACCCAAAUGAGAUGUGUGGAUUUAUCCUGGCCCACAUCCUACACAUCAAAUAUGCUGUGAUUUCCACUGGUUUCUGGUUCCCCGCAGAGAUUGGUGCCACCUCCCCCAUUGCCUAUGUCCCUGAAUUCAACUCCCUGAUGACAGACAGGAUGGGCUUUUUUGGUAGGGCUUGGAAUCUCCUAGUCUACAUAAUCACUCGCGUGGCUACAAAACUGGUCAUCCUGCCCAAGUUUGAACGUCUCAUGGAGAAGCAUAGUGUGGAGCCCAAGACAUCCAUGUUGGACCUUGUUCAUGGAACUAGUCUUUUCUUCCUCUGUAAUGAUGUGGUGUUGGACUUUCCCCGUCCAACGCUCCCCCAUGUCAUUUUCACAGGGGGGAUCCUCGCUGAGCCUGCAAAGCCCCUUCCAGUGGGUCUGCGUCUCUGGGUAGAAGCAGCAGAGGCGGGUGUCGUUGUUGUCUCCUUUGGCAUCGGGAUCCGAGCUCUUCCAAGCGAUUUGGUGGAGAAGAUGGCUGGUGCAUUUGCUCGCCUCCCGCAAAGGGUGGUGUGGAGAUAUUUUGGUCAGAAGCCAAGAAACCUGGGUGAGAAUACGCUGAUGAUGGGGUGGCUGCCCCAGAAUGACCUGCUAGGCCAUCCCAAUGUGAAAGCUUUUGUCAGCCACUGUGGGAUGAAUGGUAUAUUUGAGGCAAUUUAUCAUGGUGUGCCAGUGGUGGGAUUUCCUUUCUAUGGGGACCAGUUUGACAUCAUGACCAGAGUGCAGGCGAAGGGCAUGGGUAUCCUCAUGGACUGGAGCAGAGUAAAAGAAGAGGAGCUUUACCAGGCUGUCAUCACUGUCAUCUCUGAGCCCAGCUACAGAAAAGCAGCCCAGCACAUCUCAGCUCUGCACCUGGACAGACCAAUGCACGCUCUCAACAGGACAGUGUAUUGGCUGGAGUACAUCCUUCGUCACGAUGGGGCACCCUACCUUCGCCCGGCUGUCUACGACCUUUCCUUGUAUGAGUACUUCUGCCUGGACAUAUUGGCUCUUCUCUUGCUGUGUCUGGCUGGUAUUGGAUUUGUUCUCUACAAAUCUGUGCUGUGGUGCAGAAGGAAGGGGGCCAGCCCUGUGUAUCAGAAUGGCAAUUGCAUGAAAGGCCACUUCACAGAUGAGAAAAAACUGCAGUAGUGGCUGGUGUGUUCCAGGGCAUAUCCCAUCACUGUGAAAUGAACGGCUGCUGUGCCAAGAAAUGUAUGGCAUGCAGGCACAGAGAGAGGUGAAAGAUCCACAGGUCUGGAUGAGAAGAGAAUGGGGAGGGAGAAGUAUUGCAGAGGCCUGUGUCUACACCUCUGUG
Molecule: messenger RNA, 1779 nt
Organism: Motacilla alba alba
Lineage: Eukaryota; Metazoa; Chordata; Aves; Passeriformes; Motacillidae
Product: 2-hydroxyacylsphingosine 1-beta-galactosyltransferase-like
Exons: 6
Coding region: 15-1613 (532 amino acids)
Molecular function (GO): UDP-glycosyltransferase activity
Source: RefSeq, a predicted model, not a curated record